AUGGAUGCGCCACCUGCCUUGGCUGUGAGCCAAAGAUUGCCACAGGUAAAGGCAGGCGUCCAAAGAGAUCCAGGCCAGCUGCAAUCCCAUGCUGCCGUACCAUUGCUGCCGGCAAGAAGGCAGCAGCAAGCCGUGUGUUCUGGAACUUGCUUGCGUGGCUUCCUAGCCGCUGCGACGGGCGUGCGUCUGCUGUGGAAGCGCUCCCGCAUGCGCACUGCUUUCACAGUGGCCAGGCGCAGCUCGGGUGUCCAAGGGCCGCCAGAAUCGGAGUCCUCGGGCUUUGUGAACGAGGUGACAGCCCCGGCAAUCCUCGUGCUCAUGGCCAUCCUCUACGGUGGCAACGUUCCCCUCCUCAAAACGGUGGAGCUGGAGGCGCCAAUGGACCUGACUGCCCCCGAGCUGCUCGCGCUGCGCUUUCUUGCAGCAGCGGUGGUGUCCCUGCCGUUCUUCGCGUCGAAUUCCAAACAGGUUCAAAGUCUGGUUGUUCCCUCGACAGAGUUGGCCUUCUGGCUCUUCUUUGGCUACGUGCUGCAAAUCUUGGGCCUCGAGAAGACCUCGGCCUCAACCUGUGCUGUCGCGACGGCUUUAACUGGGCCUUUCGUGCAGAUCCUGGAGUUUGUGGUGGACGGAAAGCAGUUUACACCUCUGGUGGUGCUUUGUUCCGCCGGCACCUUUGCAGGGCUGGCUCUCUUCGUUUUGGCGCCCAGCAUGGUGACACCGGCACCGCCCCUAAGUGGUGCCUUCGAGCGGUUGUUCAACUUCUUCGGCCUCAUCAGCCCCAAAGCUCCGCUCCCUCACGAGGCUCUGCUGAAGGACGUCCCCGGGGAGCUCCUCGCUGUUGCAGGCACCUUCUUCUUUGCAGUGCACGUGUACCGCAGCAACCGGCUCAUCGCACAAGGUGAAGAAGGAGGCUCCAAGGACGGGCCGAAGGGCGAUGACCUGGCCGUGGGACUGGCGGCUGUUCAGCUCGUGGCGGCAGCCCUGAUCUGCAUUGUGGCAAGCACUAUCGACAGUCCCUACACCACUGCUGAGCAGCUUGCCGUCGCGGAGCGACUGUCACCGGGCAUGUGGGCGCAGAUCGUGGCUUGUGGCUUGCUAUGUACAGGAUUGCCGGCCGUGGUCGAGCUCUUUGCCUUCAAGUUUGUGGGACCAGCCAUUGCGUCCUUGAUCUACUGCACCAUUCCGCUGUGGGGAACCCUCCUCUCUGUGCUCUUCCUGGAGGAGAAAUUGGGCCCACAGGCCAUCCUCGCUUCCGUGCUCAUUUUGGUCAGCUCGCUGGGCCCCAGCAUCUACGACAUCAUGAAGCCGGAAAAGGAGGACGCGUGA
Messenger RNA from Symbiodinium pilosum, 1326 nucleotides. The record is from the annotation of a GenBank genome assembly. Lineage: Eukaryota; Dinophyceae; Suessiales; Symbiodiniaceae.